This is a messenger RNA of Phytophthora infestans T30-4, 2205 nucleotides long. RefSeq lists its product as uncharacterized. The coding region runs from base 1 to 2205 and encodes 734 amino acids. The record is from RefSeq and is a predicted model, not a curated record. The transcript has 4 exons. NCBI's taxonomy places the organism in Eukaryota, Oomycota, Peronosporomycetes, Peronosporales, Peronosporaceae.
AUGGUGCGCAUACGGAAUAGUCGACGCGAGAAGCCCGCCGCGCCGGCUGCCGCUACACACGAUAUUGACUUUGGGCCACUUAUGGCGGCAGCUUCGGGCGGCGGGGUGGAAGUCCAAGCGUCCGAGUGGCUCCAGACUGAGUGGAGCUACUCGAGUCCUGACAACACGCACGUCUUCGUGGGGGAGAAAUCAGUCGUGGACUACGCGUUCGACAGUGGCUUGCUGAAGAGGCGGAUGCUGAUGCUCAAGUCCGAGAUGAAGAAGCGAAAAGGAAUCAAGGUGACAACUCAUUACUCGGAGCUGUUUGAUGCGGAUGACGAGGAUCCGGCAGAGGUAGAAAAAUCGGAGGAACAUCCUCCAGCUCGAGACGUCGUGGAGUUAUCUUCAGGUAGUGAGCAGGGGCUAGAACCGAAACCAGUCAUCACAGCAGCUGCGAAGGCCAAAUUGCAUCUAGUGAAGACGAAGUUGCCCAAGCUGCCGGAAACAUCCCAACUCAUCGCAUUAAAGCAGCGUCAAAAUGGAGUUAUAGGCAAUAUCCUCCAAGAAUUGCGAGACAGUCAUGGGAGUAGCUUGCCACUUCAUCCUGACUCACUGGAAGAAGCUGCGACGUUCGAACAGAUUGAGAGCAGUCUAGGCAUGAAAGAAGUCUCUACCCCAGCGUCCGGAAAUUGUAUGGCGAUGGCGAUUUCGCAGGCACUGGCAGACCAAAAUUUGGCAGCCAAACCUGCAACGAUGGAAAAGUUAACAGCGGCGAUCAAACGGGGAAUCUGUUGGGCAGGCCAGCUCAACUGUAUGGAGCAAUUUGAUCAUUUCACCCGGACCACCACCUUAGUGAAUAUGGGGAGGGGAUGGGAAGGAAUGGGUCCGAAGGAAUCGAGCAAACAGUUUAGAUGGUAUCUGCAAGAGUAUGCGGCCUCCUCCUCCAAGAUAUUAGACUCAGUAUCAAGAUACAACUGGGGUUCCAGUGAAUUGAUGGCCACUGCAGCGAAUUUUCUCCGUAGACGCAUCUUCGUCUUAGCUUUUGACACUGAUGAAAAAAAACAAUGGCACUGCUCGGAGUAUCGACCGAGUAGUAUGACACGGGGCAGAAAAUUUUUCGAAACUGGUCAACAGGUCCCGCUUCAGCUACAGGAAUGUCUUCAGAGAAUCUAUCAAGCCAAACUUGACGACCCACAGACUGGGCCGCUAGUUCUUCGCUUCUGGGGCCGCCACUACUCGGCUUUCGUACAUUCAGCGGCUUUCCAAAUCCCCGUCGCAACAGUAAACACGCCAUACGAGGAAAAACGGGAAGGGCCGCUGGCAAGGGAUGCAGACGUGGACAUGAACUCGGAACCACGCGAAGUAGCGAGCUCCGAUCAAGCGCAAAGGAAUAAUGAUGAUCCGUGGGAUCCGACGGCCUGUGAUGGUGACUUAGAUGAACUCAAGAGACGGCUCUCCGGCUUAUCAAUUCCGCAUGACUUGAAAUGUGAAAUACACGUCAUUCUCCAGCAGGCGGAACCGACCCGGCAGCUCUUGCAGAAAUAUCAAAUCUCCAAAGUUGUCUUACAGCAGUGGAAAUCAACAGUUCAAUCGGCGCAUACGAGAGUGAUUCAGCGCGAUAUGAUCAGCGAAGGUGCAGCGGAGGAAGAGACCGCAUCGUUAUACGAACCAUCGUCCGGGAGUAGCCAGGACAGCUCGCAGCCAACAGUAACACCCCGGCGAACCAAGCAACCCCCUCCGAAAGCGCCCACCAAACGAGCACAUACGCUCACGCCAAUGGAGUGCGAAGCUAUACGACAAGGAGUGAAGGCCAAACGAGAUCACACUAAUCAGCAGUUGCAGGAAGCUCCGAAGCAAGCAGACCAGACCAUGGUGCCCACGCUUCCGACCAAGCCUGUCCGAGAGGCUUGGCCAGAACAAUGGCAACAAAUGCAAUCGAUAUGGCCAUCGACAGCGAGCGCUCCAUUCCCACUUGAACAGAGCACUGAAGAAGAAUGGAUCUUGACGGCAAGAGCGGAACCUACAAUGCUUCUCCACAUGAUCCAACGCUUUGCAUUCCCUGAAGAACUUAUGGCCUCCCUUAGUGACAAGACGCUCAUGGAAUGGACUUCCCAAUGGAGACGAGACUGCGUGCAAGCCAGCCUCAUCGCGUAUCGUAGUCGCUCGGAUGAUCGGGGCACUCUCAGAUGGUUAGAUGACUGGAAGGCGCGCUCCUCUGGUGGAUAG